Molecule: messenger RNA, 1803 nt
Organism: Penicillium mononematosum
Lineage: Eukaryota; Fungi; Ascomycota; Eurotiomycetes; Eurotiales; Aspergillaceae
Product: phosphate transporter
Exons: 6
Coding region: 1-1803 (600 amino acids)
Biological process (GO): transmembrane transport
Cellular component (GO): membrane
Molecular function (GO): transmembrane transporter activity
Source: RefSeq, a predicted model, not a curated record
AUGGGCAAGUUCCACCACCGGUUGUAUAAAACCGACCGUGCCAGGGACUUCGAUCAUGAGCAGGAUCGAUUUGUUCGCAUGCGACAGAUCUAUGAGACUAUCGACAGACAGAAGUUUCAAUGGAUUGUCGUGUUGGUCGCUGGUCUUGGGUUCUUCCUCGAUGGUUACACACUAUUUGCCGGUAAUGUGGCCAUACCGAUGAUCUCCUAUGUGUACUGGAGAGACGACACUUCCUCACUACGACUCACCGGCAUCAAUAUCGCAACACUUGGUGGGACCCUGUUAGGGCAAGUGGCAUUUGGUUUUCUAGCCGAUAAAAAUGGGCGGAAGAAGAUGUACGGUGUGGAAUUGGUACUCCUCAUUACAGCCACCCUGGGUGUGGUCAUGUCCUCGACAGGUGUGGACGGCAGCAUGAACGUCUUCGCAUGGCUUGUUUGGUGGAGAAUCUGUGUCGGUAUUGGAGUUGGCGCAGAUUAUCCACUCAGUGCAGUGAUCACGUCUGAAUUUGCCCCUACCAAGCACAGAGCCCGCAUGCUGGCCACCGUCUUCUUCAUGCAGCCACUCGGUCAGAUCGCAGGUAACAUUGUCUCCUUGAUUGUCAUCGCGGUGGCUCGCAGUAAUAGCAGUCCGGGUGAAGACCUUACCCGCACUGUUGAUAUAAUGUGGCGCUGGGUGAUCGCCAUUGGAGUCGUGCCCGGCGUAGUCGCUACUCUUUUCCGGUUCGCCAUCCCAGAGAGUCCUCGCUACCUAGUCGAUAUCGUGGACGAUCCCGUCACUGCGGAGUUUGAUGCAACCACGCUUUUCAGUGACACGCCUGGUAUAAUUGAUUCUGGGGGCUGGGGAACGACCGCUACAUGCAGUGCCGGUAGCGCGAUUCAACUACCCCCGAUCUCAUCCAUUGCUAGCAGUUCGACCUUCGAUAUUGAUGACGACGAUGAGUUCACCCGCCUCCCCCCCGCCACCCUCAACUCUCACUGGCGUUUGGCACGCACCGACAUCAUACGGUACUUCUGGACAGAAGGAAACUGGCGCCAUCUGGCUGGUUGCUCUCUCGCUUGGCUCCUUCUUGACUUUGGCUUUUACGGUAUUGGAUUGUCGAGCCCUCAAUUUUUAGCAAAGACGUGGGGCGAACUUCAUAUCACUCGUGCCGCACCGAACUGGAAGACCGACGAGACACCAAAUGCCAAUCUCUACGAUAUGUUCAUGCAUACCUCUGUGCGUGGGCUGAUUGUGCUCAAUAUCGGGAGUUUUGUCGGGGGCAUACUGCUCAUCAUGUUUGCCCAGAAGCUGGAUCGUGUUGCCCUGCAGAAGUACAUGUUCCUCGGGCUGGCGGCUUUGUUCAUCGCCCUGGGGACCCUGUUCGUCUUGGCAUUGUAUAUUGUCGGCCAAAUCUUGUUCAACUUUGGUCCCAAUGGAACAACCUAUAUGAUACCCGCCGAGAUCUUCCCAACCCGAUACCGCGCAAGCUGUCACGGCAUCAGCGCUGGGGCCGGAAAGCUUGGCUCUAUUCUCGUACAGAUCUUCUCAACGUUCUACCACUUUGGCUCAGGGCCAGGUCCCGAAGCAACCCGCAUGCACGGCAUUGUUCUCCUUGUCUUCAGCGCCUGUAUGAUCCUUGGCGCAAUCGUCACACACUACUGGAUUCCACCAAUUCAACAAAAACGGAAUGGCAGAACCAAGCUUUGGGGUGGUACUCCCGAGACUCUUGAGAGCUUGUCUCUUGGCAGAAUGGGACGCAGGAGUCGGGAUGCCGAUUGUCGGAAACGGACAUCACGGCAUCGGGCCCUUUCAAUGAGUGCCUAG